UGUGUUCACUUGCCUACAACGCAAUCUUGGUUUAUGCCAGAGAGAGAACGAGCAAGAGAAGAUUUUUAUUUUAAAAAAAAUCUAAGGACCCAGCCUUACUCAAGAAAAGAAGAUGAAACUUCAAGUUAUCUGCGUGCUCUUCGUUUUACUUAGUGCUGCUACCAGAAACCUCUGUGCCUUCACUAUUCAGAGAGAUAUCCAGAAAGACUUGGCCGGUGCGGAUACCUACAAAACAGAAAGCAUGGGACUGCAGGCAUUGCUAGGAAGAUCCAAGCGUCACAUCAGUCACAUUGCUCUCUGCAGAUAUUGCUGGGACUGUUGUGGGAACAAGGGUUUUGGCUACUGUUGCCGGACAUGAAGAGGACAAAGUCCACGAGAGAUGACAACUCUGCUAUGGAGAUACCCUUCUCCCGUGUAGAAAUGACCACCUCCCAAAAAAUACCUCCUCCCAUUGGUCUCCAGGUCUCCUGACACAUUCUCCUUAUUUAUUAGUUUGACAGUAUGUGGUGUUUUUGUUUUGUUUGGAUGUUCUUGUCAGUUCUUGAGAAUUAAACGUAUUUUUAUCUCAUA
Thamnophis elegans (Western terrestrial garter snake) is the source of this 570-nucleotide messenger RNA. RefSeq names its product hepcidin-like. NCBI's taxonomy places the organism in Eukaryota, Metazoa, Chordata, Lepidosauria, Squamata, Natricidae. The record is from RefSeq and is a predicted model, not a curated record. Gene Ontology annotation, cellular component: extracellular region. The coding region runs from base 113 to 358 and encodes 81 amino acids. Gene Ontology annotation, biological process: intracellular iron ion homeostasis. The transcript is spliced from 3 exons.